GACAAACAACUUCCCUCGUCCAAUGACAGUCGACGAGAUCGCUGACAUAAGACUUCUAUAGAAUUUCCAGUUGAAGCUUAGCUUUAAUCACCCGCCGCGCUUCUCUCCUUUCCUUGUAUCGGAUACCCCCAAGGUUUUCAAGGGAAAUCAAGAUGGAUUUUCAGAACCGUGCAGGAUCUAAAUUCGGUGGCGGCGGUGUCGCAUCGCAAUCCGCGACCAACGCAGACCGUCGCGAGCGUCUUCGCAAGCUCGCCCUCGAGACGAUCGACCUCGAUAAGGAUCCGUACUUCUUCAAGAACCAUGUAGGAAGCUUUGAGUGCCGUCUCUGUUUGACGGUCCACCAGAACGAUGGCUCCUACCUCGCCCACACCCAAGGCCGCAAGCAUCAGACCAACCUGGCUAGACGUGCCGCGAGGGAGCAAAGAGAAGGGAAAAACCAGGAUCCAUCGACGCUACCGGGUGCGAUGGGUGUUCAGGUCAAGAAGCAGACGAUCAAGAUCGGCCGGCCGGGUUACAAGAUCACGAAGAUUAGGGAUCCAUUGACGAGGCAGCUGGGCCUGCUGUUCCAGCUGCAAUAUCAGGAGAUCACGCCGGGUGUCCAGCCUCGAGUACGAUUCAUGUCAGCCUUUGAGCAGAAGGUUGAGGAGCCCCCAGACAAGAACUUCCAGUAUCUUGUCGUCGCUGCAGAGCCAUACCAGACUUGUGGUUUCAAGCUUCAAGCGCGAGAGAUUGAUCGUAGGGAGGGUCGGUACUGGACUUGGUUCGACGAAGACAGCAAGGAAUUUUGGAUUCAGAUCAUGUUCAAGACCGAGCGAGAGGAAAGAUUCAGUGGUGUUCCAGGUCUGGCACCAAUGGAACCCAAGGCGUGAGCUGCUAUAUAAGUGAUGCCUACAUAUGGGUUUGUAUGAGAAGAAAAGUUGACGAGAGUAUUAUUUAUUCAAGGAAGGUGCACUGGGCGUUUGAGGAUUUCUGUUUUAUUGCAGCUUUAUAUGACUGAUAUUCAUGUUACCCCUGCUAUUGUAAUUUGGCCGAGAGCGGCCUUCCGAUAGUGUCAGAUAUCAUCCACCUCUCUCUUUUCUCUAACUCAGUUGAUUCAAUGUUGAGAGUCACUGAGGUCCAAGGGAAUUUCAGAAGAAUCGAAGCCUAUUACCAAGUUGAAUGAAGAAUUUAAUGGGAUUGCCACCAGCUAUGUAAUGUGCAAACUAUUUUUAAGUAAAAGGUACAACGUUGUACUUUGGGUAUUUCCGGGUAAUGCAUUGAUACACCAUGCUAGAGAGGACAAAGUAGCCAGCCAUUCGUGAUCGGCCCUUGUGGGCUCGUCACAGGUUCUAUACUUUCAACCGACGGACGAUGCGCUCACUUGUAAUUCUUAAUGCUAGACACAGUGUGCAACUAGCGGGCGUCGUCUUGCGACAUGCAAACAGA
This is a messenger RNA of Aspergillus alliaceus, 1425 nucleotides long. RefSeq names its product spliceosome assembly protein PRP11. The coding region runs from base 153 to 869 and encodes 238 amino acids. Lineage: Eukaryota; Fungi; Ascomycota; Eurotiomycetes; Eurotiales; Aspergillaceae. The transcript has 2 exons. Gene Ontology annotation, cellular component: catalytic step 2 spliceosome; U2 snRNP; nucleus. Gene Ontology annotation, biological process: spliceosomal complex assembly. The record is from RefSeq and is a predicted model, not a curated record. Gene Ontology annotation, molecular function: nucleic acid binding; zinc ion binding.